This is a messenger RNA of Puma concolor (puma), 1527 nucleotides long. It is a transcript of the gene CCDC181, whose product is annotated as coiled-coil domain containing 181. Lineage: Eukaryota; Metazoa; Chordata; Mammalia; Carnivora; Felidae. Gene Ontology annotation, molecular function: microtubule binding. The record is from RefSeq and is a predicted model, not a curated record.
AUGGAUGAAAAUAAAGAUGUGGACUCAAAAGAAAGUGGAGAAUAUGAAGAUGACUUUGAAAAGGACCUGGAAUGGUUAAUUAAUGAAAAAGAAAAAGGUGGUGCCAGCAUAAUAGAGAUGGCUUGUGGAAAUGAAGAGAAUAUUAACCGAGAAUUAAAAGACCAUGAAACAGAAACAGAACACACUGAACAGAAUUCUGAUCCUGACAAAUCUUUGAAGGAUGAAGUUUCACCAAGAAGAAAUGACUUCAUUUCUGUACCGAGUAUUCAACCUUUGGAUCCCAUAUCAGAUUCAGAUAGUGAAAACUCUUUCCAGGAAUCCAAAGUAGAAAGCCAGAGAGCCCUGGAGGAGGAAGAGGAUGAGGAAGUAAGGAGAUAUAUUAUGGAAAAAAUUAUACAAGCCAACAAGAUUCUACAGAAUCAAGAACCUGUGAAUGAUAAAAGGGAACGGAAGCUUAAGUUCAAAGACAAAUUAGUUGAUCUGGAAGUUCCUCCACUGGAAGACACUGAUACUUACAAAAAUUAUGUUGAAAAAGAAAGUAGUAUGUCUGGAAAACUCUCACAGUUAUGUAUUUCCAAGGAAUUUGGACAAGAAAAUGUGCUCGUGUCACUAACUGAUGGAAAUUGUGAAGAGAACAAGGAUAGGAAAAUUCUAGUCGAGAGAGAUGGAAAGUUUGAACUUCUGAAUUUACAAGACAUUGAGAGUCCGGGGGUUUUGCCCCCCAUUAAUACUAAUAGUACAGAAAACGAGCCUCACCAGUUGUCAUCCAGAUCUUCCAACUCAAAUGUCAAUGGUGUCAAGAAAGAAGAGCCGAUAGCAAAGAUUCAUGCUGUUGCUCAUUCAUCAACAGAAGAGCCACUGGCUUAUAUCCCUCAGCCACCAGCCAACCCCAAGACUCGUCCAAGUUCUGCUGCCAACUCAGAUCGAAGUAAGGGGAAUGGGAAACCUAAUCACAGGACACAGUCUGCAAAUACACCUCCAGUGACCUCAACAUAUUGUCUUUCCUCUCGACAGAAAGAACUGCAAAAACAGCUAGAACAAAAGAGAGAAAAGCUAAAGAGAGAGGAAGAACAACGAAAAAUAGAAGAAGAAAAAGAAAAGAAAAAACAGAAUGACAUGGUAUUUAAAGCAUGGUUGCAAAAGAAAAGAGAGCAGAUCAUAGAAAUGAGGAGAAUUCAGCGAGCAAAGCAAAUCGAAGACAUGAAUAGCAGACAGGAAAACAGAGAUCCACAACAAGCUUUUCGAUUAUGGCUUAAAAAAAAGCACGAAGAGCAGCUGAGAGAAAGAAAGACAGAAGAACUACGAAAGCAGGAGGAAUGUUUAUUCUUCCUUAAAGGGACCGAAGGCCGCGAAAGGGCCUUUAAACAAUGGCUACGAAGGAAACGGAUCGAAAAACUAGCAGAGCAACAAGCUGUCAGAGAAAGAACUAGACAGCUCCGACUAGAAGCAAAGCAUUCUAAACAAUUGCAGAGCCACCUACAUAUGUCAGAAGCCAAAGCUUUUCGUUUUACUGAUCAUUACAAUUGA